Onthophagus taurus is the source of this 1441-nucleotide messenger RNA. Its product is annotated as GTP cyclohydrolase 1-like. The record is from RefSeq and is a predicted model, not a curated record. Gene Ontology annotation, biological process: tetrahydrofolate biosynthetic process; tetrahydrobiopterin biosynthetic process. Gene Ontology annotation, molecular function: GTP cyclohydrolase I activity; zinc ion binding; GTP binding. Gene Ontology annotation, cellular component: cytoplasm. Lineage: Eukaryota; Metazoa; Arthropoda; Insecta; Coleoptera; Scarabaeidae.
GCGACUGCCCGCGCCAGUCAGUCAGUGUUAGGGCAGACCUUCGAGCAAUCGCGACGCCACAUCUCGCUCUUUUCGAGGUCUCCGACAAUCACUUUUUUCGUCCCUUUCCUUCAAUUUCAAGUUUUCAUAGCAAAACUUACAACAAAAUCGGAGUGCUUUAAUCAACUUUUUUUAUCUUCAAUUUUAAUAAUGGAUCAACACGCCAACGGUGACCAAUACAAAAAGAAAAAACCUCUUCCUUUAGUUUGUAGAAAUUGGUCUGAGAGCUUUGAUGAUAUUGAAGUUCCUGGUACACCUAAAACACCCAGAACAUCAACAACACCAGGACACGAAAAGUGCACGUUUCACCACGAUUUAGAGUUAGAUCAUCGUCCCCCUACUCGAGAAGCUUUAAUUCCAGAUAUGGCAAGAUCCUACCGAUUAUUGUUGGGUUCUUUGGGGGAAAAUCCCGCGCGUCAGGGACUUUUGAAGACGCCGGAACGUGCGGCCAAGGCGAUGCUUUUCUUCACCAAAGGCUACGACCAGAGUCUGGAAGAGGUGCUCAAUGACGCGAUAUUCGAUGAAGAUCACGAUGAAAUGGUGGUGGUAAAGGAUAUUGAGAUGUUCUCGAUGUGCGAACACCAUCUCGUUCCGUUUUAUGGGAAAGUCUCCAUCGGGUAUUUACCGUGUGGUAAAAUUUUGGGGCUCAGUAAACUAGCUAGGAUUGUUGAAAUUUAUUCGCGACGAUUGCAAGUACAAGAAAGAUUAACUAAACAAAUCGCCGUUGCUGUUACUAAGGCUGUUCAACCGGCUGGAGUUGCUGUUGUAGUUGAAGGAGUUCAUAUGUGUAUGGUGAUGAGAGGUGUUCAAAAAAUAAAUAGUAAAACCGUUACUUCGACUAUGUUGGGUGUUUUUAGAGACGAUCCAAAAACAAGGGAAGAGUUUUUGAAUUUAGUACAUUCCAAGUAAAAAUAAAAAUUUACGUUAAAAAAAAUUGGUGUCUUGAACUUAGAAAUGAUGUAGUAAAUUAUAAAAAAAUAUUGAAAAAAAAAUUAGUUGUAGGUAAUAAAAUAAAAAACGGUGGACCAGAUUUUAAAUUAAUGUUGAAAUGUAUAUAAAAAAAAUAAAUAUUUAUCAGUGUUACCGAAUAAAUAUAAUAUAUACGUGUUCAUGUUUUAAGGAUAUAUUAUAGAAUAUAUUUAUUACGUAUUCUGUGAUAAACCGGGCGAUUUAUGAUAGUUUUAUAUACAACAUUCCACACAACAACAAAACAUUUCAAAAAAUUGCCAAACAUACAGGGAGUGCCGAAAGUAUUUUUUUAUACUUAUAUAUUUUUCAAAUUCUUAUUUCUAUAUGUCUAGACACAUUUUAAUAAUAGGAAAAUGUAUUUGAUUUUUUGAACAUAAUUUAUUGUGACAAUCUGUUGUAAUGUAUGGGACCUAAAUAUAAAUAAUACAAUCAA